Molecule: messenger RNA, 668 nt
Organism: Anolis sagrei ordinatus
Lineage: Eukaryota; Metazoa; Chordata; Lepidosauria; Squamata; Anolidae
Gene: PCLAF
Product: PCNA clamp associated factor
Biological process (GO): translesion synthesis; regulation of cell cycle
Cellular component (GO): nucleus
Molecular function (GO): chromatin binding
Source: RefSeq, a predicted model, not a curated record
GCGCGCGGGAACGGGUCUACAAAGUUGCGGGUCAGUUUUUAAAAAGUCCUCCUCGAGGUCGGAAGGCUUGUCUUGGCGGAGAUGGUGCGGACCAAGGCGGACUGCGGAGGAACCGGCGGGGCUUACCGGAAAGUGGUUGCUGCAAGGGCUCCACGGAAGGUACUUGGCUCCGGAAGUGCCAAUCUAACAUCAUCUCCUCCCUCACGGAAAGGGGAGAACAAAUAUGCUGGUGGCAAUCCAGUCUGUGUGAGGCCAACACCACCAUGGCAAAAAGGAAUAGGCGAAUUCUUUACUCAAUCCUCAAAGCACUCGGAGAAGGAAAAUCACAUUUUGGACGACGAACAACCUGGGUGCAGCGGAAUAGGAACAAGUAGCUGAAAGAUUUGUCCCCUGCUUCCCAAUAUGGACUCCACAGAAGAUGACCAAAACUUACUUAGGCUCACCUCUUCUGCUGGCAGAUCUUGGCAUGCUCUUAUAAUGACAUUGGUACACUUAUGUAUAUAUAUAUAUUCUGAAUUUGUUUUGAGUAAAGGCUUUAUAAAGGCCUCCUAGGCUGUUUUGUUUACUAAAAUGACCUAAAACUUGAAUAGCCAUUAAGUGAAUGGAAAUCAAUAUUUCCUGGGCGUUUCGGUACCGAUAAGCAACGCAUUGCUUGGUAGAUAGGGAAA